Messenger RNA from Acipenser ruthenus (sterlet), 8953 nucleotides. Its product is annotated as multiple epidermal growth factor-like domains protein 6. The coding region runs from base 313 to 5109 and encodes 1598 amino acids. Gene Ontology annotation, molecular function: protein binding; calcium ion binding; scavenger receptor activity. The record is from RefSeq and is a predicted model, not a curated record. The transcript is spliced from 38 exons. Lineage: Eukaryota; Metazoa; Chordata; Actinopteri; Acipenseriformes; Acipenseridae.
UGUUGAUCACAUGGACCCUCCUUGUAGAAGAGUAGGAAGAGGAUUGGCGUAUACACGAGUGAUUGAUCAGCUUUUCUUGUAGCGGACACAAGCAGGGAAAGAGGCGACCAGCGAGCAGGGAGAUCCAAAAUACUGAGCCAUUCUCAACUCAUCAAUGAUAGACACAGCACAUUGUCUGCACACAUCUUUCAAAUGAUCGGAAAAAAAAAGCUGAUGCAUGCAGGGUAUUUCUGAACUGACUGGAAGAGCUAUAUUUAAGUGAAGCUACAUAUUUGCAAUUUUGUUCUGAUUUCAAGGGGAACAUUUUUAAAAAUGACCCUUGGUGUUUUAUUGUUAUGUAUAAUCUCAUUCAGUGCUACAGAACUAGCGCCAUCCUUGGAACUUAAACCUGACAUGCCUAACGUGUGUACAGAGCAGGAGCUGGCGAUGAUCGGGCACAGACAGCCAUGUGUCCAGGCCUUCACUCGCAUGGUCAAAGAGUGGAAACAAGGAUGCACUGGACAGAGGUGGUGCGUUGGGUAUGAAAGGAGGACUGGGUAUUACACAGCUUACAGACAGGUAUACAGCGUGGAGCUCCAAACAGUUUACAAGUGCUGCCCGGGGUGGACUCAGCAGGAUGAUGAAGUGGGCUGUCUGCACUCUGUGUGCUCUGCUGGUACGUGUUUCAAUGGAGGGAAAUGCUCUGAUGGAGGCUCCCAGGUCUGUCAGUGUCCAAAAGGCUUCCAAGGAUCCCAUUGCCAGUAUGACGUUAAUGAAUGUACCACUGACAAUGGGGGCUGUCAGGACCAGUGCUGCAACACCAUUGGGAGCUAUUACUGCAAGUGCCCUUCAGGCCAGCAACUCGGGGAGGAUGGGCAGUCAUGUGAGGAUGACGAUGAGUGUGCUGUUGUGAAUGGAGGCUGCCAACAGACCUGCGUGAACACUCAAGGAUCCUUCUCCUGUGAAUGUGGUGCAGGAUACAGGCUGCACACUGAUGGGCGCACUUGUAUCACUGUGAACUCUUGCUCUAUGAACAAUGGUGGUUGUGAGCAUGAGUGUGUAGAUAUUACUGAAGAUCAUUACAAGUGCCAGUGCCGUCCAAACUACCAGUUAAAAAGAGAUGGCAAACACUGUGAAUUGAGAGACCCGUGCAUGGACAGGAACGGAGGCUGUGCUCACAUCUGUACAAGUGAAGAUGGGUUAGCGGAAUGUGACUGCAGGCCUGGGUACCACCUGUCUGCUGAUGGUAAAGGUUGUGAAGACAUUGAUGAGUGCAGUUCAGGGAUUGCCAUGUGUGCUCAUCGCUGUGUCAACAUGCUGGGAUCCUUUACCUGUGUCUGUAACCCAGGAUUUGAGCUGGGUGCUGAUGGGAAACAGUGCUACCGUAUUGAAAUGGAGAUUGUAAAUAGCUGUGAAAACAACAAUGGAGGCUGCUCUCAUCAUUGUGAACAUACUACCAGUGGGCCUCUCUGUUCAUGUAACCAAGGUUACCACAUAGAUGUGGAGAGGAAGAAUUGCAUAGACACUGAUGAGUGUGAAUCAGGAGAGGCCUGCUGCAGUCAGUUCUGUAAUAAUUACCCAGGAGGCUAUGAAUGCAGCUGUAAAGCUGGCUUCAGACUGAACACUGACGGCUGUGGCUGUGACGAUGUGGAUGAAUGUUUGGCUGACAAUGCUGACUGUAAUCAUGAAUGUGUCAACAUGCUGGGAUCAUUCGAAUGCUCCUGUCAAGAAGGGUUUAGACUGGAUUUUGACAGAAAGACAUGCAUUCCUCUGUAUGACGAUGAUGGCCUGUAUGAAGAGGAAGAGGAAUUGGAGGUGGUCCGGCUUCCUGACCUACUGUUCCGAAGACCCCCGCAGCUCCUUCACUACACCGCCGCUCUACAAUCUGCCUAUGAGGAGGAAGAGUAUGAGGAAGAUAUCAGAGGGGAACACACUCUCCUGCACAAAAUUAUCUGUCUGGAUAACACCUUUGGGAACGACUGCAGUUUGUGCUGUGAAGACUGUGAGAAUGGUGGCGUGUGUAAUCCUGACAGGGAUGGAUGUGACUGCCCAGCAGGAUGGUCUGGAAUUGUCUGCAAUGAAACAUGUCCUCAGGGAACUUUUGGGGAGGAAUGCAACAGUAUCUGUGAGUGUCAGAAUGGAGGCACCUGUGACCCGGUGACAGGGAGAUGCCACUGUCCACCUGGAAUUAAUGGGCAGUUCUGUGAAGAUGGUUGCCCUAAGGGAUUCUUUGGGAAGAGCUGCGACAGAAAAUGUAACUGCCCAAACAACGGCUAUUGUCACAGACUGUACGGAGCGUGUCUGUGCGACCCAGGCCUUUAUGGGCGCUUCUGUCAUUUAACCUGUCCAAAAUGGGUCUUCGGAGCUGGGUGCUCUGAAGAAUGCAAGUGCGAAGAAGAAAACUCUCUGGAAUGUGAUGCUAAAAAUGGCACCUGCAUUUGCAAGUCUGGUUACCAUGGCGACAGGUGUCAAAAAGAGUGUGGACCAGGGUUCCAUGGAGCUGGCUGUAAGCUGAAGUGUAACUGUGCCUUCGGUGUGUCCUGUGACCAUCAGACUGGAGAGUGCAAGCGCCAGUGUUCCCCAGGGUUCCAUGGAGAGAGAUGCCAGCUUUCUUGCAGCCCUGGGAAGUUUGGUGCUAACUGCCUCCAGACUUGUGACUGUGGAGGGGCACCCUGUGACUCCCGGACUGGUCAGUGCAUGUGUCCUGCCGGUAGAACUGGCCCAGCCUGUGAGAAAGACUGCCCUGAAGGCCUGUGGGGUAUAAACUGUCAGUUCGCAUGUGGGAUGUGUGCAAAUCGAGCCAUUUGUAACAAAGAGACUGGCAACUGUGACUGUCCCCUGGGGUUUGCUGGAAAGUCCUGUGAAAAAGCUUGCCCCAGCGGGUACUACGGGCAGGGCUGCCUGCUUCUCUGUAACUGUAACAACAAAGCCCAGUGUGACCAUGUGACUGGGGAGUGUGCGUGCCCACCUGGGUGGACUGGCCAUCACUGUACAAGGGCCUGUGAUGCCGGUCGCUGGGGCAGACUGUGUGCUAAUAAGUGUGAGUGUGAUAACAGUGAUGGGAGCUGUGACCCUGUGACUGGACUUUGUCUGUGUGAAGCAGGCUACACUGGAAAACGCUGUGAGCAAAAGUGUCCUGGGAGCACCUAUGGUCUUGCCUGCAAGUUCAGCUGUCAGUGUGAGAAUGAAGCCACCUGUGAUCACGUCAGUGGAGCCUGUAACUGUUCAGCUGGGUGGACUGGGACUUUCUGUGAAAGACCAUGCCCGGAUGGAUUUUAUGGUCUUGACUGUAGCCAGAUGUGUAACUGCAGAAAUGGUGCCCGCUGUAACCACAUCACAGGGGCCUGCCACUGCCCUCCUGGCUGGGUGGGAACCAAGUGUAACCAGGCAUGCCAAGGUGAUAGGUACGGUGAGGACUGCAGCCAAGUCUGUAAUUGUCACAAUGGGGCGACAUGUGAUCAUGUGACUGGCCAGUGUCACUGUGCUGCGGGAUGGACAGGAGUUUCCUGUCAGCAAGCUUGCCCUGCUGGACUCUAUGGUGAGGACUGCCUUCAACACUGUAUUUGUAGAAAUGGAGGCACAUGUGAUCCGAUAACUGGCCAGUGCACCUGUCCCAAAGGCUGGACUGGAGUUGCCUGUGAACUUGAGUGUGAAGAUGGCUUAUUUGGAGCAGGAUGCAAGCAGACUUGUAGCUGCAGGAAUGGUGGAACCUGUAACAGACUCACUGGGAAAUGUACCUGCAGCCCUGGCUGGACUGGGAAUCAGUGUGAAACAGCUUGCCCUGAUGGUUACCAUGGCAAGCACUGUGAGGAGAAAUGUGUGUGUGAUCAUGGCUCUACUUGUCAUCAUGUGACAGGAUUGUGUCACUGUGACCAAGGUUGGAGAGGGAGGAGGUGUGAGAAACCUUGCCUGCCCGGUUACUAUGGUGAUAACUGUGCCCUGCGCUGUGAAUGCCUGCCUGGUGUGUCAUGUAACCAUGUGACUGGAGAAUGUGGCUGCCCAGUAGGAUUUACUGGAAAUGGAUGUGAAGAAACUUGUCCUUCAGGCACAUAUGGACAAAACUGUAACCAGCUAUGUCAAUGCUCGGCUCAGAAUGAACAAUGUCACCCUGUCACUGGGAAAUGUACCUGCCUACCUGGUUACUACGGCAACCGUUGUGACCUCAAGUGCCCAGCUGGUACCUACGCCCCAUAUUGCAGUGAAAGCUGUAAAUGUCAGAAUGGGGGACGCUGUGACACAGUGACAGGGACCUGUGAAUGCCCUCCGGGGUUCCUCGGAGCUGACUGCAGUAAGAGCUGCCCAGAAAGUCGCUUUGGGAAGGACUGUGCCCAGGUGUGUUCUUGUGGUAAAGAUGGCCGGUGUGACUCAGUGACAGGCAGAUGCAGGUGCCCCUCUGGCCGAGUUGGACAAAGCUGUCAGCAAGCUUGCCCCAGAGGAAGGUAUGGGCAAAAUUGCCAGCACGCUUGCACUUGUCGAAAUGGUGGCAUCUGUAACCCAGUCGAUGGGAUGUGUACUUGUGGACUGGGAUGGACUGGACCUUACUGUGAAAAAGAGUGCCCUGCUGGUAAAUACGGGGCAAACUGCCAGCUGGAUUGUCUGUGUCAGAACAAUGGGGCGUGUGAUAGGUUUUCAGGCUGUUGCCAAUGCAUUGACGGUUACUAUGGACAGGCCUGUGAACACAGCUGCCCUCCGGGAUUUUAUGGUCUGUUUUGUGCUCGCACAUGUGAUUGUAAAAAUGGUGCCACAUGUGACCCUGUGACUGGACAGUGUAUUUGCCCAGCAGGUUAUCAUGGAUUCCAGUGUGAAAAAGGCUGCGAGCGGGGGAGGUAUGGAGAGAGAUGCCAGCAGCAAUGUGAUUGUGAAGGAGCAGGGCCCUGUCAACCAGUGACUGGAAAAUGCUUUUGCCCUCCUGGCAGAACUGGAGACCGGUGUGAGAAUGAAUGCAAAAGUAACCAAUAUGGACCAGGGUGCUCUCUGUCUUGCCAGUGUGCAAAUCAAGCACACUGUAACACUCACAAUGGAAACUGUGUCUGUCCUUUCCAGUGGAUGGGACCCACGUGUGCUGAAGGAGGACCCCCUAAACCCACUUCUAACCAGGCCUACACUCCACAAGCACAUAGAACUUCAUAGGCAUUUUUCACAUUCUUAGUUUUAUGAAGCUGAUGCUAGACUGCAUUAUUUGUGCACAUUUGAAAAUCUCAAACCAGGAAUCAAUUAGCAGUGCACAGUAAGGAUGGUAUUGAUUCCACUGAACACAUACAGUGCAUAGUAUGAUGCAGAGCCUACAGCAGCAGUGAAUUAAGGAGUGGGGUCCCUGUUUAAGAUGUUGCACAUUUGAAAAUGGUUAUGUUGUAUCCUCAUUUAAAAGGUGCUGUUCAGUAAAGUAAUACAGAUCUAUAAGUACAUCUGGUCUCUGAAAACCAACUACAGUGCCUUAUCUUUUCAGAAUGUGUUAAGAUUAUCAGGUACAAUGAAUGAAUCUUGCUUAUGAUGAAGCAAUUCAUAGUUCAACCAAUGAUGUUUACUUUCCCACAUGGUGCUUAUCUAAACACCAAACUUAAAAGAAGGUGCUUGAUUAUUAAUACUUAUACUGGAGUAUUUUGCUUUUGUGUUUCUUUUUUAAAACUGAUAUAUCUUUUAUAACUCUCUAACAUGUGUAAAAGUACUUGUUUUGUAAUAGAAUGCUAGAUACAAUGUUUUAACUGCAUAUCAGUUUGUACAUUUCCUAUUUGGAAAAGUACAGUUUAGCAUCAUGUUAACUGCAGUAAUACUUUGUUACCAUGUUUUGUUAGGAAUGUAGCCCUUAUCGAUUUAACUUGAAAAAUGUUUGUAUACUGUGGUAUUUAGAAGAAAAUGGAACUCAACUUGACCCGUGAAUGAGCCAUACAGUACUAUUGACAACAACAUUUAUGUGUUUUGAGUUAACAGUUAUUUUCUGAUGACUGUGACGGAUAACUUGUUUAAGAACGUUUCUGUAUUGUGUAAAUAUGUAAUGUAUUUUAAAUCACGUGUGAUGUUACAGAGGGUACAGACCUAAGGGGACAAACUACAGUGCAUCUUAGAAAUGAUCUUACUGACCCAGGACUACAAAAACAUAACAUUGUUUUAGUGCCCGUCUGGUUUGUGCUGACUAACCACAUUCUAUCUUUAACCCUAAACCAAACUGCUGGCUUUUAUGUUCUUUUUGGUACUUAUGUGUACACCAUUUACCAGAAAGACUGAAAACAUGUGCCUGUAUAGAUUUAUUAUUAAUUGUGUUUCAUUGUGUUAAAAAGGAUUGUUUUACUCAUGGACAAGCAGACCAGUCCAUCUAAGACUGUCAUUACUAUCAAAUAGCCAAUAAGGUUACCCAAUAGGAGAAUAUGUUUUACUGUCUUUAAAUUUAAUAGAAAGGACUUAUCUUAGACUAAGUGGUCAAUUUGAUCAGUCUUUACCCGACUGAGAUAAGCCACAGCUGGGUAAGAGCAUAUUAGAGCACCAGAGAAUCCAAUUGGAUUACAUCAACCAUUUAGUUUUGGCCUGACGGGUAACCACGGAUAGCCGGUUGAUAAAAACAUGGAUGAUUACACGGUGCUGUAAAAUGCUCCAGCUGUGGCCCCUAAAAAACAUUUUACACUUUUGUGUCAACACAUUUUCAUUUGAUCCUGCUUUUCUGUUAAAAAUAUGACCUCCAGCCAUUGUAGCAUUAGCACUUGCAAGGGGAUAGUACUUUAUCAAUAUGUAAAUAUUAAAUAUGUUUGGGACAAUCUCAGGACGGUCAUAUGUCAGGAGGGUGGCAUAAACCUCUACUGUACUUUCUCUAUAAAACAUUUCCGACAUGUUUAACUGGUGCUACUUUAAAAAGAACGCUCUUUGAUAAUAAAGCAACUUGUUUUAAAAAAAAAAAGCCACAGCCAGUGUGGAUUAUUUGAACAAUUAGUUAUUAAUUGUGUUAAUGUUGUUCCUCUCUUUCUCAAUAAACAUCUCCAAUCUAUAGCUUAUUUACUAUAAAUGUAACCAUGGGCUAAUCCAUCAUCCAGAUGAUGAUAAUGCUGGUUAUUAUUAUUAUUAUUAUUAGUGGUGGUGGGCAUUGUAGUGGUAUUCAAAUCAUUAUUAGUUUGAUUUUUACUAUUAUAAAUAUCACAAACUGCUAGUUGUUGACCUGCUAGUUGUUUUCUGGAUCCACAUGAUUCUUGAUAUAAUUAUAAAUCUAUGCAAAGACCUAGUAGCUUAAAAUAUGUAUUUGUAUGAAGAAACUGUAUUCCACUGUAUUUGUAUUGCAUUUAAUAAUUGGGUCAAUAAAUCACUCCUGGAGGAAAACACCACCAGAAUUAAAAUCGAGUCAAAGCAUGACUGUAUUUAGCUGCGCUGCUGUUUAGAUAACUAAAAUAGACCCAAACGCCCAAGGUCUUUAGCGGAAUUGUUUAAGUAGCAGUAAUUAUGCAGCUGGAGUUAUAUGUAAUAAACUUUUCAAUGGUGCAUUAACAUCCAGUUAUUUUUCUAACUUCUAAAAUAUGGGUUGGCUCAAUACACAAUUCACUGCAGUUGAACUUAUCUAACUUUUAACAUUAAUGUGCAUGGGCAUGUUUAAAUGAAGCUGAGUACCAAUGUUAACAGCUAGGAAUGUUCUGGACCAUUACGGCUGAGACAAAUAAUUUGGCCUGUCAAUACUGCUGUGAGAUACUUAUCUAGUAAUUCUCCCACAAUCAAUGGAAGUAAACAUAUUUUGGAAAGUUAGUUGGGCGUGACGUAAACUGUACAUAUUAUUGCUGUAAGACUUCCCAGUUAAAUCCUGCUUUAUUGCAAGCAACUAGAUGAAUUACACAUGCUCAUUAUGGGCAUGAUUCAUCUACAGAUCAGAGGCGCCACAUGAACCUCAAGUGACAUACUGUACAUUGUUCAGCCCUGUGAUUGGAUGCAUAUCACGUGAGUAUCCAAUCACAAUACAAGGAACUUCCAGGCGCACCCAUCUAAUCGUAUUAUUGCUUUAGUCACAGUCGCCUUAACAACACAGGACACACAACUGGAGUUCUGCAAGGAGAAAAGGCAUUAAAUCACUGUUCACAGAUUAUGGGCAGAAAUGAAUUGCACUGCAAGUUUUAAUGGUAUUAACUCCAAUACAAACAAUGGUAAAGUGCUUUGGUACAGUUUAUGAAGAAAUAUAUGUUGUUCUUUAGAAUGUUGACCAAUUUCUUUUCUUCCUCUACUAUGAAACUUACCAAAAAAAAAAAAAACCUGAACGUUUUAAAAAUGUAAUGUCAGUUAUAUCCACCAGAUGGCACCAUAAAGCGUUGAAGGACUUUCAGUUCCUGAUACUUAGUAUUUAAUAUGUAGCAGCAGCACACCACAUCACUCGGCAACUGGAUAUUAUUAAUAGCAUUUUUUCUUAAUCUAGACACCCAUAAAAUACAGCCCUGGGUUAAAAAUAAUGAUACAAAUUCUUUUUAAAAAGCUUCUGCAUUUAUUUCUCUGCAAGCAUCUGUAACUCUUCAGCAGGAUUGGAAUCGCUAGUCUUGAUCAGAACAAUACCUGUUACUGAUUAUCCAAAAUAUAUAAAUGCAGACCCAGCUAACAACAGUCUAAACAUCCAUUUACAGAAAAGGUUUAGACAUUCAAUGCAUUUCACCAAUUCAUGUACAGAUAAUAAUAUCUUUAAACAUUGUGAAACAGCAGCCUGUGUCCACUGACCCAGCAGGAGUGAAGUAAUUCCAUGUACAUUACUAUUAAAACAAAAAAGAGUCCUGCUAGGAUCUGCCUGCAUAGUUAUGCUUAAGGGAUUCAGCUUGCAGAAACUUGAUAUAAAUGUGAUAUAAUGGAUAUAUUCCUGGUUCUGUAUAUAGCAUGAGGUCCUAUGGUUAACACAUUGUGGUCUCACAAAUCUUCACAAGGACAGAACAGUUUGCAUUGAUCACCUGUUUGUUUCUCACUAAUAGACAUGCCUGUAAUCAGGACCCAGAGGUCAAUCCAGUCCAAUUGUUCGCUAAUCAAACAAAGG